Messenger RNA from Mercenaria mercenaria, 3031 nucleotides. RefSeq names its product mesenchyme-specific cell surface glycoprotein-like. The coding region runs from base 100 to 1881 and encodes 593 amino acids. The transcript is spliced from 12 exons. The record is from RefSeq and is a predicted model, not a curated record. NCBI's taxonomy places the organism in Eukaryota, Metazoa, Mollusca, Bivalvia, Venerida, Veneridae. Gene Ontology annotation, molecular function: protein binding.
CGCUCAUGCAUUCGCUAAACGUUUUAUCUUAAACAGCUUUCUGAAAUAUUUGCAUUCUUCUACUAAAUUUUACUUAUUUAAUUCAACGAAUUGGACAAGAUGUGCUGUUCGAAGCAGAUAUAUGUAACUUUUAUUCUGUUGUAUUAUGCUGAAUGUUUUAAUGUAGAAUUUAAGACGCUCUCGACGGUUUAUCUGCCUUUUACAUAUUCGCCGACGGCGCAGUACGCGCUUGACAAAGAUGCCGCAGAGCAGAUGGCAUACGAUCCUGUUUCCAAUAUCAUCUACUCAGUUGGUCACUCAAACCUUCACGUUAUUGACAUAAGUGACGUGCACUUUCCAAAAGUGUUAUUUCACAAGUCUUAUGAUAAUGUUGAUGGCACAGACGUUGAAGUAUGUGGAGAUCACGUGUUUGUUGCCUUUGACAAUGAGACUGUAAGGGAAGAUGGCUUUGUCGAUGUCUUUAAAGCGUUUAACAAGUCAUCAAGCUCGCUAGAUCUGAUUCAUCACAUUGUUGUUGGAGACAUCCCUGAUAUGAUUCAUCCCAUCAAAGACUGCAGUAAAGUUAUUGUUGCAAUUGAAGCAGAGCCAUACAUUGAUACAAUCCACGACAGACUUGUUGAUAACCCUGGUGGAGUUGGCGUCAUAACGUUCACAGAUUCCCCAUCCGGAGACUACAGCUACAAUGUGGUUGACUUUAGAAAAUUCAAUGCAAGAUUCACGGAGUUGGAAAAGACCGGGGUCCGUUGGAUCAACAGAGAAAACAACACGUUUGCUAACGAUAUUGAGCCAGAAUACAUCGCCUUUAAUGCUGAUGAAACUAAAGCUUAUAUAUGUUUACAGGAGAAUAACGCAAUUGCCGUGUUUGAUAUGAAAACUGAACAAAUAGAAGACAUUUUAGGACUUGGUUUCAAAAACUGGAAUUAUUAUACAAUGGACGCAAGUGAUAAGGACGGAGGUAUACACAUGCGACCUUGGCCUGUGUUUGGUAUGUAUCAACCAGAUUCGAUCAAACACUACACGCACCAAGGCGUUGACUACCUUAUAAUGGGUAAUGAAGGUGAUUCCAAAGAUUAUGGACCAUAUUUAACAGAGGAAAUUCAAGUGAAAGAUGUCGAACUUUCAUCAUUGUUUGAGAGCAACGAGACUAUCAGACGUGAGAUGCAAGAGAAAUCACAAUUAGGACGGUUAAAGGUCGCUGCUGGGGACGGAAAGAAUCGUGAAACUGGAAAAUACGAUAAACUUUAUGCAUUUGGUGGAAGAAGCUUUUCUAUAAGACGUGCGGACACGAUGGAACUUGUGUAUGACAGUGGUAUUGAGAUCGCUCACAAAACUUCGUUACUGCACUCAAAUUUAUUUAAUAGUGGCUAUAAGGAGGGACAUCUGGUGGCGGCCUCAAUGGAUAGUAGAUCUGAUAAUAAGGGCCCGGAAACAGAAAGUGUAACAAUGGGACAUUUUGGAGAUACAACCUUGUUGAUGAUUGGUAAUGAAAGGCCUGGAACAAUUGCCGUAUACACGAUUGAUGAACGUUUGUCUGAGGUAGCACCGACAUUUGUAACACUUCUAACUGGCAUCAACAGAACUGAUGAUACCUGGGACAACCUUUAUAAAAAUAGAGAAAUCAGUAUGUUAGAUCCCGAAGACAUCAGGUUUAUACAGGGUGAAGAAAGUCCAAACGGAAAGCCACUUCUGUUGGUCAGUGGAAGUACAAGCGGCACUGUAUCUAUCAUAGAAGUGAAUGUCGACUUAUCAUACCAGCAAGAUGACCCUGUAACUGCCCAGAUUCGGAGCAGCGCCUCGUUUGUCUGUCUAUCGAAAGUACUGUUGGUUAUAUAUAUUGGACUUUUCUUGUGGGGGAGAUGGGAGAGAAACUUGCCCGUGUAGAGGAGAAUAUGAUAGUCAUUGUUUCUAUUCAUAAGGUGUACGAUGUUCUGGUGCCUGUACAUUUAUAUUUUGUUGUCUAAGUAAAGUUACUAAAGAGUUUGGUAAAGGCUCUAUUCGGAUCAAACAACGUUACAGUAUAUUCACUUGUGCUGUGAAAUGGAUUAUUCUUAAACUGAGUUUCAGGUCUUUGACACUGAGCACAUCUGUAAAUUAGCCAAACAUCUAGAUUACAGUUAGAGACUGGGCCAGGCAUUUUGAUAACACGUGAACUAACUGAAAUACACGUUUUGAAUAAUCUUGAGUUAAUAGUUGUUUGUGCAGUAGAGUGUAUUUGUUUUCAAGUUGAUCUCAAAAAUAUUGUAAACCUUUGUUACAUAAUGAUCUCUAACUUGUGAUUAUAUCUUGUUAAUAUAAUAAUUUGUGUUGUUGUUGUUUAAAAUAAGUAUAAAAGUAUUCAUUUUUUAAAUGAGUAGUGUCAUGGGAUAUCAAGAUAGAAAUAUACGUUUAACUGACUUUUGGAGCUGUUUCAAUGUUAGAGUGAACAUUUUGAACAACUUCAUCCCAAUCAGAGAGUUUCGAAUAAAUCAUUUUCUGACGUUAAUAAAUUAUCAUUUUGAGAGCGACAAAAGGUAUUUAAUAUUAUACCCUAUAAAGGCUGUUGUUUUUUGUAAACCAUUUUAAAGCGUCUCAUUCAAAUAAAUGUUUUCAUACUUAAAGUCAACGCCCCAAAUGAACAUAAAAAUAACAGAUUUUAUAGAUAUAUCAGCGUGCAUUGUAAUUCGAAGUUAUUUACAGUGAUACAUUUUGAGAAUUACUAGUAUAUGUAAGGUGCUGCAAAAUAUUUACUAUCUGACACCACAGACCUAAUGCGUGACUAACUAUAUCUAAACAUACUAUAGCAUGUAUGUGUUCUGCAUAGGGCUCUGUCAUUUAUUUUUUCAAAGCAAGACGUAAUGAAUCUUGAGGCGUGUCUCCUUGAAGGCAAAAAUACAAUCUAAGUCCCUUGGACAGUUUGAACGACUAGCUGUAAAAAUGCAAGGACUGUUGUUUUUGUGUAAAAUAUUAUUGCUUGUAUAUAUUCAUGUGUUUAAGUGACACUUAAAUAUCCAUUGCUAAUGUAUUUACUUGAUAAUAAAGUAUAAAAAGCAAA